GCUUUUUAGAAGAAAAAAAGAUAUUUUUUUCUCUCAAAAAUCAUCAUGAGUAUCGCUGUAAGUGAGUCAGAAGAUUCAGACACUAACCUGUUAAAAGAAACAGUAGAGAAUGGAAUGCAUAAGAGUAAAAUUUUUGACGAAACAAUAGAGAAUGGAAUGCAUAAGAGUAACAUUUUUGACGAGACAGUAGAGAAUGGAAUUCGAAAAAGUAAAAUUUUUGAAGAAACAGUAGAGCAUGGAAUACAAAAGAGUAAAAUGUUUGAAGAAGAAGACCACAACACGAAUGAAAAUAAUGUGGGAUGUUACGAUAGAUUUUUUAGACCAUGUGUGGUAGAGUUUAUGGCAUCGUUGCUCUUUGUUUGUUUAGGAUGCAUGUCAGUCCAAAACCCUCUUGGUGCUAACAUUCCACUACCCUCAGCAGUAGCAGUUUCUCUGUGUCAUGGAUUCCUAGCUGCUGCACUUAUAACCAUAUUUGGUAAUGUCAGUGGCGGUCAUUUUAAUCCUGCAGUUACUCUGGGAUGUGUUAUAAGUAGAGCUUUAAACCCAUUGCUUGGACUUUUUUACUUUCUUUCUCAAAUCGUUGGAAGUAUUGCAGGAGCAUUUAUAGCUAGGGCGAUUUUGCCAAAGGAAUCCUACGUCGCUAUUGCUGGUGGAGCUCACAUACUAACAGCUGUGGGCCCUGGUAAAGGUAUUGUGUGUGAAAUGAUUCUUACAGCAUUACUAGUGUUUACUGUUUUACAUUCGUUUGUUAAUGACCGACCUAAAGAUUCCAAUUUACUAGGACCUAUCGCGGUUGGAUUUGCCCUUACUGCAUCACUUUUAGCUGGGAUUGGAAUUACCGGAGGAUCAGUGAAUCCCAUCCGAAGUUUUGGACCAGCUGUAGCUCUAUCAAGCAUAAGUACAGAUGCAUGGACACAUCAUUAUGUUUACUGGGUAGGACCUAUUUGUGGUUCAAUUAUAGCUUCCCUCUUCUUCAUAUUAUUAACAGCUGAUGCUGGAAAGAGAUGCUGUUUGCAAACUAAGAAAUAAUUCAUCCUUCAUUUUCAAUGACUCAACCCCGAACCAUUUUUAUUACCAAUAUUUAUCCAUCAAUUUAGUGUGAUUAGCUGAACAGUUUAGAAGUCUUUUAGAAUUGUAAAUUUUGACAUAUACUUGACCACUUAAAAUAAUUUGUGUUGAUGUACAUACAAUCACUUUACCUACUGAUCUAGCAAAACCAGUCGUGAUAUAUUUUUCAUUUGAGAAAAUACAUGCAUAUAUUCUUAACUAUCACGAUCAUCACUAUCAUUCAUUGCUAAUGGUUUUGCUUUUAAUUUGUUUGCUGUGAUUCAAGUUCCUGAUAUUAUUUUAAUAAUUUGUGAAUGG
Lottia gigantea (owl limpet) is the source of this 1365-nucleotide messenger RNA. RefSeq lists its product as hypothetical. NCBI's taxonomy places the organism in Eukaryota, Metazoa, Mollusca, Gastropoda, Lottiidae. Bases 46 to 1029 code for a protein of 327 amino acids. The transcript has 6 exons. Gene Ontology annotation, biological process: transmembrane transport. Gene Ontology annotation, cellular component: plasma membrane. Gene Ontology annotation, molecular function: water channel activity. The record is from RefSeq and is a predicted model, not a curated record.